GUGUGAGGUCAGGGCGCUAAGCUAGCUGGAAAUCCUCUGUGGCUCCGCCCCUUGUAGUCAGCGCUCCGGCCCGCGCUCAGUCUCGCGCCCUCUCUCUCUUUCCCCCCUGUGUGUGUGGAGCUGCAGACAUGGCGGACGAGCAGCAGCAGUUCUAUUUGCUCCUGACUAACCUGCUGAGCCCAGACAACAGCGCCAGGAAACAGGCCGAGGAAGCCUAUGACAGCAUUCCUGGGCCUUCCAAGAUUACUUUCCUUCUACAAGCAAUAAGAAAUGCUGGUGCUGCCGAAGAGACUAGACAGAUGGCAGCUGUCCUACUGCGGCGUCUCCUAUCGUCAGCGUUUGAAGAAGUUUAUCCAUCCUUGCCUACUGAUGUCCAGAAUGCUAUUAAAAGUGAAUUAUUACUUGUCAUUCAGCUGGAGUCUCAGUCCACCAUGAGGAAGAAGAUCUGUGACAUUGUUGCAGAACUUUCUAGGAAUUUAAUUGAUGAUGAUGGCAAUAAUCAGUGGCCAGAAGCAUUAAAGUUUUUAUUUGAUUCUGUGAGCUCUCAAGAUGUUGGAUUGCGUGAGUCUGCCCUGCAUAUCUUCUGGAACUUUCCGGGUAUUUUUGGAAAUCAGCAGCAACAUUACUUAGAAGUAAUUAAGAGAAUGCUUGUCCAGUGUAUGCAGGACCAGGCUCACCCACAGAUCGGGACACUGUCUGCCAGGGCGGCUGCUGCAUUUGUUCUAGCCAAUGAACACAACGUUCCCUUACUAAAGCACUUUGCGGACUUAUUACCAGGUGUCCUUCAGGCUGUGAAUGAGUCGUGUUAUCAAAAUGAUGAUUCUGUUCUGAAGUCACUUGUGGAAAUUGCAGAUACGGUUCCCAAAUAUUUGAGGCCCCAUCUGGAGGCAACUUUGCAACUAAGUUUAAAGCUUUGUGCUGACACAAGCUUAAGCAACAUGCAAAGACAGUUGGCACUUGAGGUUAUUGUCACCCUGUCGGAGACAGCUGCUGCUAUGUUGAGGAAACAUACAAGUAUUGUUGCUCAAGCAAUACCACAAAUGUUGGCAAUGAUGGUAGACUUAGAAGAAGAUGAAGAAUGGUCAAAUGCUGACGAGUUGGAAGAUGAUGAUUUUGACAGCAAUGCUGUAGCGGGUGAAAGUGCCUUGGAUAGAAUGGCUUGUGGUUUGGGUGGAAAGAUUGUGCUCCCCAUGAUUAAGGAACAUAUCAUGCAAAUGCUACAAAACGCUAACUGGAAAUACAGACAUGCUGGUCUUAUGGCAUUAUCAGCCAUUGGAGAGGGUUGCCACCAGCAAAUGGAGAGCAUCCUUAAUGAGAUGGUCAACUUUGUGUUACUUUUUCUCCAAGACCCUCAUCCAAGAGUACGGUAUGCUGCAUGUAAUGCUAUUGGGCAGAUGGCUACCGACUUUGCCCCUGCCUUCCAGAAGAAGUUUCAUGAAAAGGUGAUCGCAAGCCUGCUUCAGACUAUGGAAGACCAAGCUAAUCCCCGUGUCCAGGCCCAUGCAGCUGCUGCACUUAUCAACUUUACGGAAGAUUGUCCAAAGUCAUUGCUUGUUCCUUACCUGGAUAAUCUGGUUAAACACUUGCAUUCCAUUAUGGUCGUCAAAUUGCAGGAGCUGAUUCAAAAGGGAACAAAGCUGGUCCUGGAACAAGUUGUGACUUCAAUAGCCUCUGUUGCAGACACAGCCGAACAAAAGUUUGUCCCUUAUUACGAUUUGUUUAUGCCAUCCUUGAAACACAUUGUGGAAAAUGCAGUGCAGAAAGAGCUUCGGCUUCUCAGGGGGAAGACUAUUGAAUGCAUCAGUCUUAUUGGGCUGGCUGUAGGUAAAGAAAAGUUCAUGCAAGAUGCAUCAGAUGUAAUGCAGCUUCUUCUAAAAACUCAGACUGACUUCAGCGAAUUGGAAGAUGAUGAUCCUCAGAUUUCAUACAUGAUCUCUGCUUGGGCACGCAUGUGCAAAAUUCUUGGGAAGGAAUUUCAGCAAUACCUCCCUGUGGUCAUGGGUCCUCUUAUGAAAACUGCAUCAAUUAAACCAGAGGUUGCUCUCCUUGACACUCAAGACAUGGAAAGCAUGGGUGAUGAUGAUGGAUGGGAAUUUGUUAACUUGGGGGAUCAGCAGAGUUUUGGUAUUAAAACUGCAGGACUUGAAGAAAAAGCAACUGCAUGUCAGAUGUUGGUUUGUUAUGCUAAAGAACUAAAGGAGGGCUUUGUUGAAUAUACGGAGCAAGUUGUAAAACUGAUGGUCCCUUUGCUUAAAUUUUACUUUCAUGAUGGCGUCAGAGUUGCUGCUGCAGAGUCCAUGCCAUUGCUGUUGGAAUGUGCUAGGGUCCGUGGCCCUGACUACCUGACACAAAUGUGGCACUUCAUGUGUGAUACUCUGAUCAAAGGGAUAGGAACCGAGCCUGAUUCAGAUGUGCUUUCAGAGAUUAUGCACUCUUUUGCUAAGUGCAUUGAGGUUAUGGGAGAUGGAUGUUUAAACAGUGAACACUUUGAAGAGCUUGGAGGAAUCCUCAAAAGCAAAUUAGAAGAGCACUUUAAAAAUCAAGAAUUAAGACAAGUAAAAAGACAAGAUGAAGACUAUGACGAGCAAGUGGAGGAGUCCCUGCAAGAUGAGGAUGACAAUGAUGUUUAUAUUUUGACUAAAGUCGCUGACGUUUUGCACUCGAUAUUCAGCAGCUACAAAGAAAAAGUGUUGCCGUGGUUCGAACAGUUACUGCCAUUAAUUGUUAAUUUGAUUUGUCCUCACAGGCCCUGGCCAGACAGACAGUGGGGUCUCUGUAUCUUUGAUGAUAUAAUUGAACAUUGCAGUCCCACUUCCUUCAAAUAUGCAGAGUACUUUCUAAGACCCCUGCUUGAAUCAAUCUGUGACAACAGUCCGGAAGUCCGGCAGGCGGCUGCUUAUGGUGUUGGCGUUAUGGCUCAGUUUGGUGGAGAUAACUAUCGUCCUUUCUGCACAGAAGCUCUUCCGCUGCUUGUUCAGGUUAUCCAAGCUGCUGAAUCCAAAACCAAAGAGAAUAUUAAUGCAACAGAGAAUUGCAUUUCAGCUGUAGGAAAAAUAAUGAAGUUCAGGCCUGAUUGUAUAAACGUGGAGGAGGUCUUACCCCACUGGGUAUCAUGGCUACCACUGCACGAGGACAAAGAAGAAGCAGUUCAUACUUUCAAUUUUCUCUGUGACCUUAUUGAAAGUAAUAACCCUAUUGUGUUAGGACCCAACAAUUCAAAUUUACCCAAAAUAUUUAGUAUCAUAGCUGAUGGCGGUGUUCAUGAAUCUAUUAAAACUGAGGACGUAUGUGGCAAAAGACUUGCUAAUGUUGUUCGACAAGUUCAGGCCUCUGGAGGACUGUUUACAGAAUGUGUUGCACAGCUUACUGCUGUUCAGCAGAAAGCUUUACAAGAUCUCCUUAGCACCGUGUGAGGGCCUCAUACCAUUUCCAUAUAUAUCAGGAAAACUAACAUCAGACUUACCUCUUCUGUUUAGGUUUUUUUUGUUUGUUUUGUUCCCAGCAAAAAGGAGCAGUAGUGCUUUUAGGCCGUUUUUCUGCAGGCUAAAAGACUGGGAGGAAUAUAAACCAUUCUCCAAACUGAACUGUGAGAGAAAAUAAUCUAUUCUUUGAAGCAAGAUGCUUUCCUGCUGGCCUACAGAUUAACUUUUAAAGGAUUCUUUCCUUUCUGUCUCCAGUUUUCCAACAUAAGUGGUUAAGGAGAACUACUUUCCAUUGUCAAUUAUCAACAGUUCAGGAGUUGAGAGGGAUUUAGAUUGGUUCUAAGGCAAAUUGACUUAAUUCCUGAGUGCCCAGAGGGUCUGCAAAGCUUUUUAUAAAAUGGUACUCCCCACAUCAUUCAUUAGAAUGGUGUGGUGAGUUCAUAACUAGUAACUUAGCACGAUGUUAUAAUCGUCAAGGCAGAUUUGUCUAUAGUAUUAACGCUACUCGAGUCGAAUGGAAGCAAAUUCCUGUAUCCUGGGAAAAUAGUCGGUGUGGUAUUCAAAAUGAAAUUUUGCACAGAUUUAUAUUGGCUUAUAUAUAUAUAUUAUUUUUUUUUUUUUGGUCACCCAUUGUGCCCAAAUAAAUUGUUAAUUGAUACAGGAAAAUAUGUAGCUUCAGGCCCUUGAAUGUGAAAUGUCAUUUUGGCAUGUCUGGCAAUAUCUCCUUCACUCCUCAAUAAACAAUGAAAUACAAACACCGGAAUGUGCAUUGGUUCCCUGCUGUCUUGAAUUAAUCUUUUUGUAUAAAUGCCAUCUAGUAGCACACAUGAAAGGAGAUUUUGUAUUUUAAUAAACAGCUAUUUGCUUUU
Messenger RNA from Rana temporaria (common frog), 4291 nucleotides. It is a transcript of the gene IPO5, whose product is annotated as importin 5. Bases 129 to 3413 code for a protein of 1094 amino acids. The transcript is spliced from 26 exons. Gene Ontology annotation, cellular component: cytoplasm; nucleus. Gene Ontology annotation, molecular function: nuclear import signal receptor activity; small GTPase binding. The record is from RefSeq and is a predicted model, not a curated record. Gene Ontology annotation, biological process: protein import into nucleus. NCBI's taxonomy places the organism in Eukaryota, Metazoa, Chordata, Amphibia, Anura, Ranidae.